Messenger RNA from Malurus melanocephalus (red-backed fairy wren), 5689 nucleotides. It is a transcript of the gene EXD2, whose product is annotated as exonuclease 3'-5' domain containing 2. The transcript is spliced from 9 exons. Gene Ontology annotation, cellular component: cytoplasm; nucleus. Lineage: Eukaryota; Metazoa; Chordata; Aves; Passeriformes; Maluridae. Gene Ontology annotation, molecular function: nucleic acid binding; 3'-5' exonuclease activity. Bases 694 to 2562 code for a protein of 622 amino acids. The record is from RefSeq and is a predicted model, not a curated record. Gene Ontology annotation, biological process: nucleobase-containing compound metabolic process.
CCCGGAGAGGCGGCGGCCGCGGCUGCAGCUACGCCGGUGCGCGGUCCGGUGCGCCCGCGGCCUCCCGUAUGAUCACUCCCGGCCUCCGGGCCUCUUCCCGGGAUAAAUAACCCCGGCCGAGCUUAAAGCGGGCAGCGCCUUCGCCUGGGUGCGAGGAGAGCUGCGGACGCUGCCGCCUGCCCCCCAUCCCACCGGGGCUGGCGGCGGCCCGGAGGAGCGCUCGGCUGGGGCCCAGGGCCCGCCCCCGGGCCUUGGCGGAUCGCUGCCGCCGGGGCUGAAGCGGGGCCGGGGUGUCUCAUGGGGGUUUGUCCUGCCCCAGCGGGGGAUCCGCACGAGGGGCUGUCUGGGAUCACAUCCACCCCCAGUUCCCGGCGGGGUGGUGGCUGUUGGACCGAGGGAGAGGCCAUGGCUGCGGGCCGCGGUGCAUUGGGUGUUCGCGCUCCGUUUACGGGGUGCCAGUGAAGGACCUGUUGAGUCGCGGGCGCUCGGGCAGGUGCCCGGGCCGUGCUCGGGGUGCGGGCAGCGGCUGUGCAGGGCUGGAGGAGCAUCGACACCCCUGCUUGCUUCUGGGACCGCGUGCGCAAGGGCAGCCUUUUAGAAACAACGUGGCGGACUGGGGACGCAGGGGCCAUGUUGAAAUACUACAAUGCUGUUUUGAGAGGGUAAGGUGAAGGAGGAGAAAGGGCAAUAAAAAUGGCCAAGCAAACGGCUGUGACGAUUACUUUGGCGACCCUACUGGGUGUUGCUUUGGGGGGGCUGGUUUUGUGGAAAGCAAGCCAGCGUCGGAAAGGGAAAACAUGCUGUAGCAGUCAGCAAGAGGAAGCAGCUGUAAAAUCAGAAGAUGAGAAACUCAUUAGGGCAGAAGAUAAGAAGGUGCUUUCCUUCUUCAGAUCUUCUAGCUUUUCCUGGGUAGAGAGGGCCCUUGGUGCAGACAUAGUGAUAAUUUCAGAGCAGGAGGAGUGGGAUCAUGUCGAACCGUUGCUGAAGAAGGAGCUGGAGAAGUGGCCGGUGCUUGGAAUUGAUUGUGAGUGGGUAUGUGUGAAUGGAAAAGCAAGUCCUGUAUCCCUGCUACAGAUGGCUUCUUCCAGUGGCCUCUGCUUUCUUGUUCGGUUGCCCAGGCUUGUUGCCAGCGGCCAGACUCUUCCAAAGGCCCUGUUGGACAUCAUGGCGGAUAGUGCUGUGUUGAAAGUUGGAGUAGGAUGCUGGGAAGAUGCUUGCAAAUUACUUCAUGAUUAUGAUCUUCCAGUCAAAGGGAGCAUGGAUCUCCGGUAUUUAGCCAUGAGACAGCGGAAGGAUCUACUUCACAACUGCCUUAGCCUUAAGUCUUUAGCUGAAAAAGUCCUGAACUUCCCGCUUGACAAGUCUCCUCAUGUGCGUUGCAGCAACUGGGAGGCAGAAGAACUGACACAAGAUCAGGUUCUCUAUGCUGCUAGGGAUGCCCAGGUCUCAGUGGCUCUGUUCUUCCAUCUCCUGGGAUUUACCAGCCUCCCUAAUACAUCUGAAGGUGAAAACUCUGUCACUGUUUGGGAAAAAGCACGGGGUAAAUGCCAAGGCUUGGUGGAUAUCCCAUUUAGAGGAAAAAAGAGUGUUGGCAGCACAGGAGAGGAGAAGAGUGGAGAGGGACGUUCCCCUCAGAAAACAAAGAAUCGGAAGUCUUGGGUGAAUGGCCAGCCCUCUGGCAAUCAGCAAAUGAGAGAUCCACGGAGGCAGAAGCGAAAGCCUCUGGGUAUGGGAUAUUCUGCACGAAAAUCUCCACUGUAUGACAAUUGCUUCCUGCAUGCACCAGAUGGACAACCCCUGUGCACUUGUGAUCGCAAGAAGGCUCAGUGGUAUCUGGACAAGGGGAUUGGAGAGCUAGUUAGCACAGACCCAUUUGUUGUGAAGCUGCGGUUUGAGCCUUCAGGACGUCCUGAGUCUCAAGUUGAUUAUUAUCUGACAGUCAAAGAAAACCUGUGUGUCGUAUGUGGCAAGAGAGAAUCCUAUAUCCGGAAAAAUGUUGUUCCUCAUGAAUACCGAAGGCACUUCCCUAUCCAGAUGAAGGACCACAACUCGCAUGAUGUGCUCCUGCUCUGCACAUCCUGCCAUGCCAUCUCCAAUUACUAUGACAACCACCUCAAGCAGCAGCUGGCCGAGGAGUUUGGGGCUCCCAUUGGCUCYGAGGAAGGUGUGCGUCUCCUGGAGGACCCUCUGCGCAGGCAAGUGCGCUCGGGGGCACGAGCCCUGCUGAAUGCAGGCAGCCUGCCUGACCCCCGAAGGGCAGAGCUGCUGCAAAGCAUCAAGGACUUCUAUAACACAGAGACAGUCACUCCAGAGAUGCUCCAGGCAGCAGCUGGUCUUGAAACCAGGAUCUGCAAUGAGAGCUACGUGCCACAUGGACUGAAGGUGGUGCAGUGUUGUGCCAAAGGAGGCCUGCGCUCCCUUAUGCAGCUGGAAAGACGCUGGCGGCAGCAUUUCUUGGACAGCAUGAAGCCCAAACACCUCCCAGAGCAAUGGUCAGUGGACCAUAAUCACAUGAAGCUGAUCCAAAAGUAUGGGGAGGAUCUUCAGAUCAAGCUGUCAUGAAACUAAAUUCCUGGACUCUGGAUAGUGUCUAAUGGACAUACGUAGUUACAUAUGGAAGAUGGAAGGACUGUUUGUUUCUAUGUCUCCACUAACACCUGUGGCCUGGGUUUGCAAAAAGGCAGCAGUAGAUCUGCCCGAUUCGACAGUUUAAGUUGACAGUUUAUAGAGUUAAAUCCAUUGAAUUGAACUUACAGGUGGUUUGGAAGUUUAAUCCUAGUCUGUCACUCAUGAGUUCAGUGCAAGAGUGAUAAUAAGGGCACUUGUCUUCUCAAAGUGACAAYGAAGAACUGUUUUCUAGCCCCCAGGAUGUCUAAUGCCUCCAGACCAUCUCUCAUAAUAGAGUGAGUCAAGAGAAAGGCAACAAAAGCACAAUAGAUGAACGUUUCCAGAUUUUCUGACAUGCAUUUAUGCCCUUGGCUUCACCUUGAGAGUCUUCUUGAUGAAAGUCUUUGUUUGUUUUCAGUGCAGUUGUAUUCAUAUGAAUUCUUCCUAGAGAAGGUCCCCUGCCAGAGAGAUCCCUUGUUUGACAGAAACAAGGAAACCUUAUUUUUUUGCAGAUUCUGAGCUGUACAAGCAUUGCAGAUAGUCCUCAGCAAGUUUCCUGGUGGCAGGUGCCUGAUGAGAASUGACAGUCUGGCAGUAUGGAAAUACCUAUGUCAAAUCUUUUGUUAAACAGCUUCCAGUAACACAGAGUUUAUAAAAAAUGUUUUUCCUAAUUCUGCUUGUUUGUCGUAAUUUUACAGAGACAGGGUGGCAUAACUCCUAUGACUGGUGUGCCAGAAUGGAAGGCUGCAGGCUCUUUAGGAAGGUGGCAAGGAGGAGGUUGGCACCUUCUGUGUCAYUGACCAGCUGGAGUGCACAGAGCUCCAUGUGGUGUGCAUGGAGCUCAGCCUAGGGAUGAAUGAGGAGUCAACCAAGAACUUACGUGUCAGGAUUAAAGGGAGGGCAGGGACAGGUGACAGUGGGGAUCUGCAACAGAUUGUCCAACCAGGAAAACUGAGUAGGUGAAGCCUUCUAUAGAUAAAAGCAGCCUAGUGUUCACAAGAUCUGGUCUUCAUGGGGGACYUCAGGUUCCUGGAAUGUGUUGAUAACUUUUCCAGAAAGCAAAGCGCAUUGUGGGCUGCAUGAAAAGAGGCAUGACCAGCAGAUCAAGGGAGAUGUUCUUUCCCUCUAUUCUGCUCUUGUGAGACCACCUGGAAUACUGUGUCCAGCUCUGGGGCCACCAACAUGAUAGAGCAAGUCCAGAGGAGGGCUCCAAAGAUCAUCAGAGGGUUGGAGCACCUCCCCUAUGACUUUUUACAAGACCAUGUAGUGAUAAAACAAGGGGUAGUGACUUUAAACUGAGAGAGGCUAAGUUUAUAUUAAAUACUGGGAAGAAUUUUUUUACUGUGAGGGUGGUGAGGCAUUGGAAUAGCUUGCCAGGGAAGCUGUGGAUGCCCCAUCCCUGGAAGUGUUCAAAGCCAGGUUGGAUGGAGCACUGAGCAACUUUGUCUAGUGGAAGGUGUCCCAGUCCAUGRCAGGGGUGUUGGAACUGGGUGUUCUUUAAGGUCCCUUCCAACCUAAACCAUUCUGUGAUUCUAUKAAUAGCUCUUGGUAUUUUCAUAUCAGACUGAAAUAAGGACAGGUGUCUUAAGAGGGAUGAGAGGAAACAGACCAGCAGUUUUUAAGAGAUCAGAUCACACAUGGAAAAAAAUGGAAAAUGUUGUUCUGUACCUGUAUUCAACAUGUGUGGUGGUGAGCAGGUUAUACUCUCUUCAUGCCUGUUUCUCUGUCUCUAAAAUGGGACUAAUAAUACUUAACUAUCUCACAAGGGUGUUGUGAGGCUUAAUUAAUUCAUGUUUUUGUAAAAUGCUUUGAAAAUAUAAGCUAGUGUGUGCUAAUUAUUGUUUUUAAGAUGUGCUGCUGUCUAACUUUCUCAAAUAUUCAGUUUUUUGUCUGGUGCUUGACCUUAGUUAAAGAUAACAUUUUAAAAAUAUGUAGUCCUUUCUGUAAAAUCACUUCUGAUAAUUUUGAUUGCAUGAGAUGAGUGUGCUUCUAUUGAAUGAUGAAGAUACGCUCAACUUUUAUACAUCUCUGUAAAGAAGUUUCAGUAAAACCCUUAUCUUACUUCACACUACUGUGUAUAGUGCAGUUGACCCACAUUUCAUUAUAACAUUUGGGCAGAAUCCUGGACCUGCUGUGAUUGUGGCUGAAACUUAACAGAUAAUUCAAGAAAUUUCWGAGGCCGGGUGAAAAUCCUGUUUGAGAUGAGGAGGAGCCAUGGAGAGAAAUGGUACAUUAAUGCCAUCCCAGAGGAGCUGCAGUAGCAGCAUCAGGAAUCAAAGAUUCAUGAUAAAUACUACUUAUCACAGAACUGCAAAUGAGAUAAUUUUCAUUAUAAGGGCUUUUUUCCUGUACCACUGACAACUCUUAACAAAAACUCAUCUAGCCAAAUGCGGUAUGUCUCUGUGCUCAUUCACACAGGUGAUUGUAAUCCCAGCAUGACCUUCCUGCCUACAGCAGCAGUUUGGAUAUAACUAUUUCUUUCCAAAGCAUUCUGAGCAUGUGUUCAGAUAGUGCUAUAUCCUGUCUGCAUGUGAUCAGAGUGUUGAGAGCUCUCUGCAUGGCUCAGAAACUCCUUUUCAGUCAUCAGGAGUACAAGGUGUCCAUUUCACCUCUUUCUUCUGCUUUGUUUUUUUCUCUUUUUGUUCUGAUAGGAACUCCUGAUAAAAGUGGUCUCUUUAAUGGAACCRAUUGGCUGACCACAGGGUCAGGUCUUUUCUGUUUGUGAGACAAGAAAGUAAUGUUGUGAGACAAGAAUUGGACUGCAGGCCCUCUGUUUUUAAGGAAUCGGUGGUAUUAUUGCAGAGGGUUUUUUUUCCAAAUCACUUGUUGAGAAAUAGAAGCUAACAAGGAAAACUUCCUUCACAAAUAUUUUCUAAACAAAGGUUCUUUGUUGUUUGUAAGAUAUCCUUAACUUGCAUAAUUCAGUCUGAAAGAAGAGGGGAGGCAAUAUAUUUAUUAUGCAGAAAUAGAUUGGUUUUAUUUUAUUAUUAUUAUUUUAAAUUUUAUACUAUUCUGUAGAUAAAAUUUCCUUAUAUGUCUCCAUUGCUAAUUGUUACAUUCUAUAAAAAUUUACUCUUUUACC